Molecule: messenger RNA, 1739 nt
Organism: Prorocentrum cordatum
Lineage: Eukaryota; Dinophyceae; Prorocentrales; Prorocentraceae
Source: the annotation of a GenBank genome assembly
ACGAUGCCAAGUUUCUCGAGACGAUGCCGUUCGGCAUCGAACUCACGACCGAGCAGCAGGCCAAGCUGCCCCAGCCCUCCCCGUCCGCCGAGCCGGCCAAGCCAGCGCCCACGUCCCAGCUGCAGCGCGCGCUCUGGCGGCAGGGAGGCCGGCGCAAGACUUUCGAGCGGGCUGAGGCUGUGCGGACAGCAGCGGCCGAGCAGGCCCAGGAGGCUCAGUGGCGGCUGCAGGAGGCCAGCCUGGAGUUGGAAGGCAACGCCGGGCUGCAGUCGCUGCGCGAGGUGGUCACCUCCGGAGGCGCAACUGAGGCCGAUGCUGGGGUGGCUGGCGGCGAUGGGCCAGAGGCUAGAGACGACGCUGCGUCCGCGGAGGCGGUCGACGAGGAGUUCGCCAGCUACGUCGCUACGUCCUCGAUCGGCAUGUCCCACGCAGAGCGGGAGGCCUUCUCCAGCCAGCUCGUCGCCCAGGACAUGCCUGUCCUGGGCUGCGGGAAGCCGCAAGUGUUCCGGCUGGCGGAUCACCUGCCCUGCCCGGACCCCGCAGCCGAAGUCGCAAGAGCAGCCGCAGAGAUCGCUGGGGCUGCUGCCGCGGUCGACGGCGCGCCGCUGGGAGUCGCCGACGGGGGCUCCGAGGCCGCGCCAGGGCCCGCCGGGGCCGCUUGCGCCUGUGACCGCAUGCACGCGCAUGCCUGGACGCCCACCGGCACGGGCUCGUCGAGGCGCGGGCGACGGCAUCCAUCGGGCUUCUGCUCGAUCGUGACAGUGAACGUCACGGGCUGGGGUUCCCUGUUGCGCGAGCUUGAGCGCGGGGCCAUGGGCUCUGACGUGGUGGCCGUUCAGGAGCACCACAUCGACGAGACAAACAUCGUCCUGGCGCGGCGUGCUGCGUGGCGACGCAGCUGGAAGUCGGACUUCGCGCCCGCGCGGCGCACGGCGGCGGGUGGCACCACCGAGUGCGCCGCCAUUCCCACCAGGCCUUGGAUCGGGCUGCGCCGCGCGUGCCUCAGGGAGUGGGCCCCCGUUCCCUUCGCGGAGCGUAUGGCCAUUUAUCUUCGCACGGGUGGCGGCUUGGGCGAGCAGAAUCUCGCGCGCCUGUCCGAGGUGUGGGCGGCCGCACGCUGCGCGGGAAAGCCGUUCGUCCUGGCAGGCGAUUGGCAGUUCGAGUCCAGCUGCUUCAACCAGACACAGCGGUUCACUGCGGUGCGCGGCACGGUCGUUGCCGCCGGGCCACUGCGCGGCCAACAUGCCUCGAGGCGCUCGCCGGGCCCAGCCUCGAACCUGGAUUUGGAUGCGGCGGCGGCUCAGGCCGAGUCGGCGGCGACCGGGGCCGACGUCGACGAGUCAUGCCGGGCUUGGUUGCACAAGUGCGAGGCUGAAUUCCUUCGGCAUAUCGGCUUCCAGGACUCGCAGGUGCAGUGUGCAGCCAGCGGCGCGCCGGCACGCUCGGGCCGUAUAAACGUGGCCAUGCAGCGGUUUACCUUGCCCAUGCGAGCGCCCGGCUUCUGGGCCACGUGGAGCUCGCGCGCGCGGCACCUGAAGGGCAUGGCGGACGCCGAGGUGAUGGAAUUGGUGGCGCAGCUCGGGGUCGAGGCCGAUCGCGGCGAUUCCGCUUCCGCCUACGCGCGAUUCAAGGACCGGCUGGACUGGACUAGGUUCGCCACCGACGCCCAGGGCUCCAGGCAGGCGUUCCGCUGGAUCAAGGACGAGGCGCCGCGGGCUGCGUCGGCCCCGUCGGGCUGA